Strongylocentrotus purpuratus (purple sea urchin) is the source of this 1015-nucleotide messenger RNA. RefSeq names its product golgin subfamily A member 2-like (gene ccdc122). The record is from RefSeq and is a predicted model, not a curated record. NCBI's taxonomy places the organism in Eukaryota, Metazoa, Echinodermata, Echinoidea, Camarodonta, Strongylocentrotidae. The transcript is spliced from 9 exons. Bases 108 to 947 code for a protein of 279 amino acids.
UAGUAAAGAAAGAAAACAAAAUUGAUUCCAUCGGCAUCGGAAAGUAACUGCUGUCAUUAACAUCACUGUUUACAAUCGAGCAUAUUACAGAUCUGUAAUCUAACGACAUGGAUUAUAGCCUGGAUGCUUUUCAACCUCCUGGUGCCAAUGACUGCUACCAGCCAGAUAGCUUGCCUGAGGCUGUGGAGAGUGUCUCCAAGGCCCAGAAGCAACAAGCCAGUGAAAUAGAGCAACAUCAACAGAUCUUUACUACCCUUCAGGAGGAGUUGCUCAAAGCAAUGCAACAGGUGGUUUCCCUAAAAGCAGAGAUGAGGGAGUGUAUAAGAAAGAUAUGUCUUGCUCAGGAGGUCCAUGCUAACAAGAGGAGCCACACUAAAGAAUUACAAGAAGUUAUUCACAGUACAGUUCUUGAAAAUGUGAGUCUGAAGCAGCUGAUAGUAAGAGCAGAAGAAGACGGGUCGAGAGAGAGCAGAAUGUACCAGGUGUACAAAGACAAGAUGGCCAAGCGCAGUCAAUCGAUUCUAGAGCUAGAAGCUGACUCUCCUCAUCAGAUUGAACUUGCGGAGCAGACUAAGGUUCAGGAGGACAUGGAAAAGAAAAGAGCUGAGUUGAAAGCAGAGGUGGAGAUGGACCCAGAGAGUGGAGAGCUAUUAGCCAAACGUAGACUGGAGGGAGAGCUACAUCAACAACAGAUCAUCAAAACUGAGCUGCAACAGAAGCUAAAUAAGCUGCAACAAGAGGUAUCAAAAGAAACCUCCAAGCAAGCUGGAAUCCAACAAGACAUUGACGUAUUGCAGAAGCGUAACAAGGCCCAGUUGACACGUCUUAAAUGUCAACUGAAAGAAGCUCAGCUUAGAAACUGGCAGUGGAGUCAAGAAGCAGAGCAGUUGGAUGCUCAGCUGGAACUCCUAAAGGAGAACGACACUUCAACGUUACAGGAGGAUUAAGAAAAAGAAGGGGAAGGGGGCAGAGAUGGGAGACAACAAUGGAAGUCAUUAAUCUGGAGUAAAUUGAU